AUGCCUAAAGUUUACAGUUACCAAGAAGUCGCCGAACACAACGGCCCAGAAAAUUGCUGGAUUAUCAUCGAUGACAAAGUUUACGACGUCUCUCAAUUCAAAGAUGAACAUCCAGGUGGUGAUGAAAUCAUAAUGGAUUUGGGUGGUCAGGACGCUACCGAAAGUUUUGUCGACAUCGGUCACUCUGAUGAAGCUUUAAGAUUACUAAAAGAUUUGUACAUAGGUGACGUCGAUAAAACCAGCCAGCGUGUUUCUUUGGAGAAGGCAUCCUCCUCCGAAAAUCAAAGUAAAGGUAGUGGUACAUUGGUUUUGAUCUUGGCCAUUGUAAUGCUAGGUGUUGCUUAUUAUUUGUUGAACGAAUAA
Molecule: messenger RNA, 363 nt
Organism: Saccharomyces kudriavzevii IFO 1802
Lineage: Eukaryota; Fungi; Ascomycota; Saccharomycetes; Saccharomycetales; Saccharomycetaceae
Gene: CYB5
Product: Cyb5p
Exons: 1
Coding region: 1-363 (120 amino acids)
Biological process (GO): sterol biosynthetic process
Cellular component (GO): intracellular membrane-bounded organelle; endoplasmic reticulum membrane
Molecular function (GO): heme binding
Source: RefSeq, a predicted model, not a curated record